Gekko japonicus is the source of this 1460-nucleotide messenger RNA. RefSeq names its product torsin family 4, member A (gene TOR4A). Bases 1 to 1374 code for a protein of 457 amino acids. Gene Ontology annotation, cellular component: endoplasmic reticulum lumen; nuclear envelope. The transcript has 2 exons. NCBI's taxonomy places the organism in Eukaryota, Metazoa, Chordata, Lepidosauria, Squamata, Gekkonidae. The record is from RefSeq and is a predicted model, not a curated record. Gene Ontology annotation, molecular function: ATP binding; ATP hydrolysis activity.
AUGUUGCGAUGGGCAUUGUUCCUCUCGGCGUAUGAAUUCGACUUGGAACACCGGCCGGAGAAGACAAGAUUGAGAGGUGCUCAGGAAGAGGUCAAGAUGGACAGCCGGAAGCCUGGCAGUGGAGCUGCUGCUCUCAAAUGCCCCCAGAAGAUCUCUCUCCUCUCUUCCCCAGUGCGGGCGAUCGUCCGCCUACGGAGGACAGCCCACAUGCUGAAAAAGGGCCUCUCGCCAACAGAAAGGAGGACCCUCCAGGAAGAUCCCCAGUCAAAGCUCCUUCAGCGGCAGAUCUCUUUGGGUAAAGCCAAGCUGGGUAGUGCAUCUGCUUCUGUUUUGAGCCAAGCAAGCUUUGAGAAGGCACAGUAUUUUACUUUUGACACAUCUGCGCAGCCACCGCUAUCAAGAUCCAGCAAACGGAAGAAGCGGAGUAGGAACCCCCGGGUGUUGUACCCAGGCAGCACCAGGCGGUACCUGCCGACGGAACAAAAGAGCAAAGCCAAGUGUUGCCUCCUCUUGCUCGCCAGUAUUGUUUGCUUCCAGAUAUUGAAUGCGAUUGAGAACUUGGACGAUAACGUCCUAAAGUAUGACUUGGAUGGGCUGGAGAAAACGAUGCGCCGGGAAAUCUUUGGGCAGACUGUGGCCAUCGAGAGCAUUAUGGCCUUGCUGAAAGACUACUUGGCAACACACAUACACAACCAGCCUUUAGUGAUUUCCUUCAACGGGCCCAGCGGAGUUGGAAAGAGCCAUGUUGGCUGGUUGCUAGCCAAACACUUCCGGUCAGUCGUGGGUCACAGUUUCGUGCUCCAUUACUUUACGAUGCACCACUGCCCAGACGAUGCUUCAUCUUUGGCCUGCCAGCUGGAUCUAUCUGAGAAGAUCAGUGACAUGGUAACCCAAGCCGAAAUAGAAGAGAAGAUCCCCUUGUUUAUUCUGGACGAGGUGGAACUCAUGUCUCCAGCCCUGCUGGAGACCCUCAGCAGAUUCUUCCUGACGAACCAAACCAACGAGUUCCUGAAUGCCGUGUAUAUCCUGAUAAGCAAGGUGGGCGGCAAAGAGAUCAUGAACUUCCUUCUGCAGAACGUUUCCACCGAUCUCCCACUACCACAGGGCAAGAUGGAAGAGCUGCUGACCUCCGUCCGUCCCGUACUUAGCCACGCCCAUCCUUUUUGGGGCUUUGUGGAGAUCGUUCCGUUUGUGUUGCUUGAGAAGAGCCAUGUCCAGAGCUGCUUCUAUGAGGAAAUGAUGAGUGAAGGCAUUUACCCCGACCCGAGCCACGUAGAGCGUUUAGCCAGUCAGCUCAGCUAUCAUGUGAAAGGAGGGCGGCAGUUUGCUGCGAUGGGUUGCAAACAGGUAGUGGCUACAGUCAAUCUGCUGUAAGAGCUGAUGGAAAUCCCGGGCAAGAGGGCACCUCUGAUUCUGGGAGGGAUGUCCUGAAUCUUGGCUGAGGGCUGGGUUUUGUUCCC